Molecule: messenger RNA, 870 nt
Organism: Myiozetetes cayanensis
Lineage: Eukaryota; Metazoa; Chordata; Aves; Passeriformes; Tyrannidae
Gene: CIMIP5
Product: chromosome unknown C2orf50 homolog
Source: RefSeq, a predicted model, not a curated record
AUGACCAAGCUCACAAACAAGCUUUCUCCCUAUGAUAAAAGUGGUGUACCAGAGGAGGAAGACUGGCAACAGCCAUCUGAAUGCCUGCAGAAGCCUGUUAUGUCCCGUACCAGUUCAACAAGAUACAUUGAGCAAGGAACCCAGAGGAGCUUAGUGUCAGUGUGCCAGUGUUACAUCAGCAAUGAGAACAGCAAAGUUCAGAAAAUGGUCCAAAAAGGAAAUCAAGUGCUGCUGUGCACAUUCGUUUUCUGAAAGCACUCCAAAGCAGCAGCUGAAAGAAAACAUUAGGAGAGAAGGAGCUUUGAAAGUGCAAAUAAGAGCAGGUUUAACUUCCUGAACAGUCACAAUAUACCAAACAGUGCUGGGUAGAUGGUAAGUCUCAAAAUGAACAAGUUGGGAAAGGGUUCUGGAUUCAGGAGAAAUACCUUAGUUAGGUCUUGGCAACCAGCAACCACACCCCUGGGGCAACCAGCCCCAGCUCCAUCUGUGUCUCACAGCACCCAACCAAACAGACCUGCCACCACACAACCGGCUACUCAGGCCUGGGCAGAUGAGCAGGCAGCACUGCAGCCAGACCAGGUCCAACAGGAUAAGAUCUGGAGAGAAUGUGUUGAGGCUGAGCAGAGAGGAAGGCAAAUCUGGUACCAGAACUGGAGUUUCCUUAAGUACUACGACCAAACAGGUAAGAGAAAGGAGAUGAAGCCACUGCCAAACUAUAUGCCUGUGUUUGCAAGCAAAGUUCCCACCGUGACCAACCAAACAAUCAUCAGUCAAAUGAAUGCUGAGCUUGACAGGGCUCUGGUUAUGGAUUAUUUCUUCGGCAGUGGAGCACGAAAGGAGAAACUUGAGGGUGAGCUCAAACUUUCCUAG